This is a messenger RNA of Olea europaea var. sylvestris, 984 nucleotides long. RefSeq lists its product as uncharacterized. The annotation marks the transcript as partial. NCBI's taxonomy places the organism in Eukaryota, Viridiplantae, Streptophyta, Magnoliopsida, Lamiales, Oleaceae. The record is from RefSeq and is a predicted model, not a curated record. The transcript has 3 exons.
AUGACACAAACUUCAGGGUUAGGAGAAAUCAAUCUUAAAGAAGUAAAUUCCAUAACCACUCGGUCUGGUAAGGUUAUUGAACUAACCCCCAAACCUAGGAAAGAUGAAAAGGACCCUAGCAAUUCAGAAGAGAGUAACCCUAGUGAGGAGGUAGUGAAAAAUCCAUCUAGAGUGCCUUUCCUUCAAGCUCUCAAGUCUACCUCAAAAUCUAUCGGCCAACAUAGUGAAAUCCUAGAGUAUCUAAAACAAGUAAAAAUCAAUCUACCUCUCCUAUAUGUCAUCUCUCAGAUUCUCACAUAUGCUAAAAUCCUAAAAGACUUGUGCACUGUGAAGAGGAAACACCAUGUUAAGAAAAUUACUUUCUUGACUGAAUAUGUGAGUGCUAUGAUUGAGCAAAAGAUCCCACCAAAGUAUAAGGACCCUGGUUGUCCUACCGUCUCUUGCAUCAUCGGAAACCAUGUGAUUUCACAAGCCCUUCUUGAUCUAGGGGCUAAUGUCAACAUCAUGCCGUAUGAUAUUUACUUGUCGUUAGGGCUAGGAAAAAUGAAACCCACAUCAGUAAGUUUACAAUUAGCUGAUCGGUCUACUAUUAGGCCUAGGGAAAUAGUUGGGGAUGUGUUGGUACAAGUUGAUAAAUUUUACUACCUUGUUGACUUCUUGAUUUUGGACCUAAAAGUUGAUGUGAAUGUUAACUCCAAAAUUCCUAUAAUUCUUGGCAGACCAUUUCUUGCCACAGCUAAUGCUCUUAUCAAUUGCAGGAACGGUCAAAUGAAACUAUCAUUUGGGAACACGACCUUGGACGAGGAAGCACCUACGAUUAUUGACCCUAACCCUUUAAACUCUCUCAUUUCGAAUUAUGAAAUUCCGAUAGGAUAUGAUGACGGUGAAUAUACUAAUAUUUGUGUUGCUUUUGAUGAUUUGCAGGAUUAUGGAGCAUCACUGACUCCUUAUACUUCAACUCAUGCGAUUUACUUCGGCACUCAG